Messenger RNA from Liolophura sinensis, 246 nucleotides. RefSeq lists its product as uncharacterized. Gene Ontology annotation, biological process: mitochondrial electron transport, NADH to ubiquinone. The transcript is spliced from 3 exons. The record is from RefSeq and is a predicted model, not a curated record. Gene Ontology annotation, cellular component: respiratory chain complex I. Lineage: Eukaryota; Metazoa; Mollusca; Polyplacophora; Chitonida; Chitonidae.
AUGUCGGGGGUGUCAUCGGGGAGACAUGCCGAGGGUGUCAUCGGGGGCUGAGAUAACCUGUUAGCUGUAAUCCCUGGUGGAUCCUCCACACCUCUUAUCCCCAAAAGAGAAUUGAUUGAGAGACAUGCCGGGGGUGUCAUCGGGGGCUGGGAUAACCUGUUAGCUAUAAUCCCCAGUGGCUCCUCCACAUCUCAUGUUCCCAAAAAGUAAAUUGUUUCAAGUGAAGCAUUGGCUCAUUGCCACUGA